Messenger RNA from Gossypium raimondii (Peruvian cotton), 1093 nucleotides. Its product is annotated as syntaxin-61. The coding region runs from base 112 to 843 and encodes 243 amino acids. Gene Ontology annotation, biological process: Golgi vesicle transport. Gene Ontology annotation, cellular component: membrane. NCBI's taxonomy places the organism in Eukaryota, Viridiplantae, Streptophyta, Magnoliopsida, Malvales, Malvaceae. The transcript is spliced from 9 exons. The record is from RefSeq and is a predicted model, not a curated record.
GCCGGUACAGCAUCUUCUUGUUCAAAUAACUGUGAAAACACCGAUCUCCCUUACUGGGUUUCUCUCAGAUUGGUAGCAAAGGAUAUAAAGUUAAAUCCCAUUCCUUAUAAAAUGUCUAAAGCUCAAGAUCCAUUUUACAUCGUCAAAGAAGAGAUUCAAGAUUCUAUUGAUAAAUUGCAAUCAAGUUUUCAUCAAUGGGAAAGGGUUCCUGGGGGAACUGGUGAGCAAGUUCAUCUCACGAAAGAGUUGCUUGCAAAUUGUGAGAGCAUCGCAUGGCAGGUGGAUGAAUUGGAUAAAGCGAUUUCGGUGGCAGCUAGGGAUCCUUCUUGGUACGGCAUCAAUGAAGUCGAGCUCGAAAAUCGAAGGAGAUGGACCAGCAAUGCUCGUCUUCAGGUGGCUGAUGUGAAGAGAACCGUUGGAGCCGGAAAAGAGAAUGAUAAUAGUGCAAGUGCGAUCCGUCGAGAAUUAAUGAGACUACCAAAUUCUCAACAACCGGAUAUAUCUGACCACUAUAGUGCAAAAAGUAACGAUGACUUUGUAGCAUCGGAAUCGGAUAGACAAAUGCUUCUUCUAAAGCAGCAGGAUGAGGAGUUGGAUGAGCUGAGCACAAGUGUCAAGAGAAUCGGAGGUGUUGGGCUUACUAUACAUGAAGAACUUCUCGCACAGGAGAAGAUUUUAGAUGAGUUGGGUACCGAAAUGGACAGCACAAAAAAUCGACUGGAUUUUGUUCAGAAAAAAAUGGCUAUGGUCAUGAAGAAGGCUGGUGCAAAGGGCCAGAUUAUGAUAAUAAUUUUUUUGCUAGUUUUGUUCAUCAUUCUAUUCAUUCUGGUCUUCUUCACUUAAAUGACUGGAGAAAAAAGGAACCUGAGUCUUACAAUGUUCGUACACGAACAUGAACGAGAUAUGAUAUUCUCAGAAAUAUCCCUUUUUGUUAGCAUCGUCUCUAGUGUUGAAUAAACGAUGAUUCGGAAAUGCUGAACAUAGAAAAUAUUUGUGUUCUUCUGGGUUUUCAUGACAGUGUUUGAGCUUGAAUUAGUACUGUUAUGUAAAGGUUUACGUUAUUACAUUUAUUAAAAUUACUCUUUACUGUUUA